This is a messenger RNA of Austrofundulus limnaeus, 3336 nucleotides long. It is a transcript of the gene epha7, whose product is annotated as eph receptor A7. NCBI's taxonomy places the organism in Eukaryota, Metazoa, Chordata, Actinopteri, Cyprinodontiformes, Rivulidae. Gene Ontology annotation, biological process: protein phosphorylation; ephrin receptor signaling pathway; axon guidance. Gene Ontology annotation, cellular component: dendrite; plasma membrane. The record is from RefSeq and is a predicted model, not a curated record. Gene Ontology annotation, molecular function: protein binding; ATP binding; transmembrane-ephrin receptor activity.
UGGGAGGAGAUCAGCGGUCUGGAUGAGAACUACACCCCCAUCCGGACCUACCAGGUGUGCCAGGUGAUGGAGCCCAACCAGAACAACUGGCUGCGGACCAACUGGAUCGAGAAGGGCGACGCUCGCAGGAUUUUUGUGGAGCUGAAGUUCACCCUGAGGGAUUGUAACAGCCUGCCKGGCGUGGUGGGCGCCUGCAAGGAGACCUUCAACCUGUACUACCAGGAGACGGACUCGGAGAUGGGCCGGGGCCUGCGGGAGGACCAGUACGUGAAGAUCGACACCAUCGCCGCAGACGAGAGCUUCACGCAGGGCGACCUGGGCGAGAGGAAGAUGAAGCUGAACACGGAGGUGCGCGUGAUCGACUCGGUSACGCGGCGGGGCUUCUACCUGGCCUUCCAGGACGUGGGGGCCUGCAUCGCCCUGGUCUCCGUCAAAGUCUACUACAAGAGGUGCUGGUCCAUCAUCGAGAACCUGGCCACGUUCCCAGACACCACCACGGGCUCGGAGUUCUCCUCGCUGGUGGAGGUGGAGGGCAUGUGUGUGAGCGACGCCGAGGAGGAGGCCGACAACUCUCCCAAGAUGCACUGCAGCACGGACGGAGAGUGGCUGGUGCCCAUUGGGAAAUGUAUCUGCAAAGCUGGCUUUCACCAGAAAGGAGAYGCUUGUGAACCGUGCGGUCGAGGUUUCUACAAGUCUUCCUCUCAGGACCUGCAGUGCUCUCGCUGUCCUGCACACAGCUUCACUGACAGGGAGGGCUCGUGGCGCUGUGACUGUGAAGACGGCUACUACCGAGCGCUCUCCGACCCACCGUCUGUGGCCUGCACCAGACCGCCGUCAGCACCACAGAACCUGGUAUACAACACCAACCAGACCACGGUGAACCUGGAGUGGAGCCCUCCGGCCGACACAGGGGGUCGUAACGACGUCACCUACAGGGUUGGAUGUAGACGCUGCAGCUGGGAGCCAGAGGAGUGUGUUCCGUGUGGGCCCACUGUGGGCUUUUCUCCGGCCCAGGCGGGCCUGGUGGACACGUAUGUGAACAUCGUGGACCUUCUGGCUCACGCUAACUACACGUUUGAGGUAGAGGCUGUUAACGGAGUGUCAGACCUGAGUCGCACACAGAGACUGUUCGCCGCCGUCAGCAUCGCUACGGGUCAAGCAGCUCCGUCCCAGGUCAGCGAGGUGAUCAAGGAGAAGGUGCAGCAGCGCAGCGUCCAGCUCUCCUGGCAGGAGCCCCAGCAGCCCAACGGAGUCAUCACAGAGUACGAGAUCAAAUACUACGAGAAGGACCAGAAGGACCGGAUCUAUUCUACUGUCAGGUCCAAGUCCACCUCUGCCACAGUGAACAACCUGAAGCCCAGCACAGCCUACAUCUUCCAGAUCCGGGCUUUUACAGAGGCUGGGUUUGGUACCUUUGGACCCCGCCUGGAGAUAACCACCAAGGAAGAGGCGACUGCUGCGAUUGUCUCCAGCGAGCAGAACCCCGUCAUCAUCAUAGCGGUGGUGGCCGUGGCGGGGACCAUCAUUCUGGUCUUCAUGGUGUUCGGCUUCAUCAUUGGGAGAAGGUACGCUCUCGCGGGCCCCAUUGACUCUCCGCUCCUACACUGCGGCUACAGCAAAGCCGAUCAGGAAGGCGAUGAGGAGCUCUACUUCCAGUUUAAAUUUCCAGGCACCAAAACCUACAUCGACCCCGAAACCUACGAGGACCCGAACAGGGCUGUCCAUCAGUUUGCCAAGGAGCUGGACGCCUCGUGCAUUAAAAUCGAGCGCGUUAUUGGAGCAGGAGAGUUUGGGGAGGUGUGCAGCGGGCGGCUGAAGCUGCCGGGGAAGCGGGACGUGUCGGUCGCCAUCAAGACGUUGAAAGUGGGCUACACMGAGAAGCAGAGGCGGGACUUCCUGUGUGAGGCCAGCAUCAUGGGGCAGUUCGACCACCCCAACGUCGUCCAUCUGGAGGGAGUGGUGACCAGAGGGAAACCGGUCAUGAUUGUCAUCGAGUACAUGGAGAACGGCUCAUUAGAUGCUUUCCUCAGGAAGCACGACGGGCAGUUCACAGUCAUCCAGCUGGUGGGCAUGCUGCGGGGCAUCGCGGCAGGGAUGAGGUACCUGGCAGACAUGGGUUACGUCCACAGAGACCUGGCAGCACGCAACAUCCUCGUCAACAGCAACCUGGUGUGUAAAGUGUCCGACUUCGGCCUGUCCAGGGUGAUGGAGGACGACCCCGAGGCCGUCUACACCACGACCGGGGGUAAGAUCCCUGUCCGAUGGACCGCACCUGAAGCCAUCCAGUACCGUAAAUUCACCUCUGCCAGUGAUGUGUGGAGUUAUGGCAUCGUCAUGUGGGAGGUCAUGUCCUACGGGGAGCGGCCUUACUGGGACAUGUCCAAUCAAGAUGUAAGUGAUGCAUCACCAUCAGAGAGAUCAGAGUUUACAUUAUAAUCUGGAUUAUAUUAUUUUCAUUCUAUGAGUAUUAUUGUUGACUGUUCACACAGCUGAGCACAAAGGUCAGGUUGCUGUUCCUCCUGGAAAAAAAACAGCCUUUAACUGUGAGUCUGAACUUUGACUUGAUGACAGAAGAGCUAUAUCGUUUUUUCUGUUGAAAGCUGUAAAAGCUGAAGCUGAGCUGAAGUGAAAACAAGCAUAACAACAGCUAAACGAGUGAAAUACAAGCUGAAAGCUAUGAGCRGCAAAACAGCAGGACAUAAUGAAAUCAUUUCUCAACAUGGGAUGAUCUCUGUGUGAAUGUAUGGCAGCACAGGGGGCGGGUGAUAUGCAUUCCUUCCAGGAUGGAGUAGAGAAGGAAUUCAAACAUGAAGCUGAGUAAAAAUCAAAAAGACGAAUAUCAAACCUGUCUUUAUCCUGUUAGAAGUCCUGGAUGAUCUGAAACAAGUUUGAAUAAAAGAUUUUCCCUCAUUUUGUUUGUCAUCCUGUUUAAUAACGUUUAGUGAAUCACAACUGCCCCAAAUGUCCAGCAGUAAAGUCAUGUCCACCAGGGAUGGAGGACUUAAGUCUCAUUAUGGUUUUCCUGGUCUCGGUCUCAGAAUGUUUUUCCUGGUCUUGGUCUCGUUAUGGUUUUCCUGGUCUCGGUCUCGUUGUGUUUUUCCUGGUCUCGGUCUCGUUGUGUUUUUCCUGGUCUCGGUCUUGUUAUGGUUUUCCUGGUCUUGGUCUUGUUAUAGUUUUCCUGGUCUCGAUCUCGUUGUGGUUUUCCUGUCUCGGUCUCAUUAUGUCUUUCCUGGUCUUGGUCUCAUUAUGGUUUUCCUGGUCUAGGUCUCGUUGUGUUUUUCCUUGUCUUGGUUUCGUUAUGGUUUUCCUGGUCUCGGUCUCGCUGUGGUUUUCCUG